Molecule: messenger RNA, 774 nt
Organism: Gasterosteus aculeatus aculeatus (three-spined stickleback)
Lineage: Eukaryota; Metazoa; Chordata; Actinopteri; Perciformes; Gasterosteidae
Gene: insl3
Product: insulin-like 3 (Leydig cell)
Biological process (GO): adenylate cyclase-inhibiting G protein-coupled receptor signaling pathway
Cellular component (GO): extracellular region
Molecular function (GO): hormone activity; G protein-coupled receptor binding
Source: RefSeq, a predicted model, not a curated record
UCUAGCUCGUCGCAUAAGUCAGCGCACAUCCCCAUUGCUCCCUGAACGCCCAACCGUCAACUCCGAGGAGCAAUAACAAUCGCACAAUGUCUGCCAAGGGUUUGGUGUCUCUGGUGGUGGUGCUGGUGACUGCAGUGUGUGUGGUUCACGCACAGGAGAGGAUUCAGAUGUGCGGGAGAGAGCUGAUACGACUGGCUGUGUCGUCCUGUGGUAACUCUCGGCUGAGGAGAAGUAUCCCGGACUUGGAGCCCGGGCAGCAUCAAUACACCCCGCGUUGGUACGAGUAUCCCUCUGAAGAGGAGCUCCAGACUACCGCCGUGGUCCAAAAUCCUCUCCAAACUGCUCCGGAGAAGGAUGUCUUCUCCUUGUACCCACUGUCCCCUCGGGUUAGACGAGCAGUUGGAAAAAUAUCUGACAUUUGCUGUGAGAAAGGAUGCAGCAUGAAGGAGUUGAUCCAGUUUUGUUAGAUGUGGCCACCUGCUUGUAAUUGCAAUAACUACAUCAUCUUAACAUGCGCUGCGAGGAAGCUUUUACCAAGUGGCCUUAUCCUUGACAAGAAUGAUUUAAAAUAUUCACAAUUAUGUAUAAUACUACACAUCAGUAAUUAUAGAUUACAUUUGAUUAUAUAUUAUGAAUUAUCUUCUAUGCCCUACUGUAGGGCAAAAUGAUUGCAUCUUAUACAAUACAAAGAAAAUCAAAUAUUGUUUAUUUUGUGUUAAUAAAAAGUUUGCCGCCCUGAGCGAACAGUAAAAUAAAGCUUUUGGUGAUUCUUUA